Molecule: messenger RNA, 1808 nt
Organism: Selaginella moellendorffii
Lineage: Eukaryota; Viridiplantae; Streptophyta; Lycopodiopsida; Selaginellales; Selaginellaceae
Product: nucleolar protein of 40 kDa
Exons: 2
Coding region: 1-981 (326 amino acids)
Biological process (GO): RNA stabilization
Molecular function (GO): zinc ion binding; RNA binding
Source: RefSeq, a predicted model, not a curated record
AUGGAGCGCAGGGGAAGGCGCUCGCCGGAUCGGGAGCGCGGCGAGAGAGGGGACAGGCACGGCAGGCGCUACGAGGGCGAAGGAUUUGGCAGCGACCGCAGAGAGAGGCGCUAUGAUUCUGGCGACGAUUUCGAUCGCGGGGACAGGAGGUUUUUCCAGCGUGAGGAAGGUAGAGAUUUCCGGCGUGAGAAUGUAGGGAGAAGAGGGGAUGGAGCAGCAGCAGCAAGUCAGGAGCUUCCGGAGCUCUACUCGAUUUGUAGGGGACGAGUUCACUCGGUGAAACCCUUUGGUUUGUUUGUUCGUCUAGAAGGCUAUCGAGCUCACGGGCUCGUCCAUCUCUCGCAAGUGAGCAAUCACGAGGUCACGCAGCGGGAAGACUCGGACGAGGUGAAAAUGCAAGCUUUGGCAGCGAUUGCCGGGCAAGGAGAGGAGAUAUGGGUGAAGAUUAUCGCCGUGAGACGAGAGGAAGAUGGAAGUGUGAAGAUCGGUUGCUCGAUGAAACUUGUUGGGCAGACCGAUGGAAGAGACUUGGAUCCAAACAAUCUCCAGGCCGAGCUCAACGAAUCAAGGCCAUCUCGUCCUGCUCGUUCCAAAGUUACUCUUGAUGCUGUUUACAACGUUUCUUGCUCGCGGUGCGGCGGUCACGGCCACUUGAAAUCUGAAUGCUACGCCACCGGUGACAAAACUUACGAGCUGCUUCCAGAGGAAGCUCUGGAGGAUUCAGUGCCACAGCCAUUGACACAGCCAUCGACAGUGCUUGCGGAAGAAACUCUAGACAAGGAGAAGAACAGGCACAGCGCAUCCAAGUCGAGCAAGAAACGAAGCCAUCUCCCAGACAGCGUUACUACUGUGGAAGAAGCCAAAGCUCUCAUCGCGAGCCUCAAGGACGAGAAGAAGAAAAAGAAGGAGAAAAGAGAAAGCAAGCGCCACCAUAGCAAGCAUCACAAGAAGCGGAGGAAAGAGGAAGAAUCAGCGCACUAAGGCAAGCGGUGGUGUGGAAUAUCCGCGUCUUUAUGGCACUCGCAGUGCUGACGCGAUGCGACGGCGACCGUCAGAUCUCAAACUCUUUCUUCGCGGGGAGAGAGCUAUUUAGUGGGCGAUGGCGCUCGAGCAAAGGAACGAGGGAGCGAUGCAACGGAAGAAAUUGGAGCAGCAAGAGCAGCACUCAAUUGAGCUCCUCGAUGGGCAGAAUCGUCACCCGGCAAUCGCCAUUCCCCGGCAGGCCGCCUGCGACACGCUCCAGUCGAUCAUCCAGGCGCAUUUCGAGAAGACGCUGGAGAAGAAGCGCGCGGUGGACGCGCAGAAGAAGGAGCUGUGGCGGAUGUUUGGCAUCUUCUUCGUGUUCCUGGCGAUCCUCUUCGACGGCGUGGCGCGGUCCUCGGUGAUCCAGUGCCGCCACUGCUGGGCUCCAAUUGGGAUUUGCUUGCUCGCCACCGCCAUCUUCUACGUGGGGAUGGCGCAGACGCUCAAGUGUAUCAACGCGUUCAAGUACCUGCGGAGGUGCCACAAGCUCACCAUGGGCGUCGCGACGGACAAGCUCCGGAGGAUCACAUCGAGCUCCAUGGACUUGAUCCGCGAGGAGGAGGUGGAGGUGAGGUACCAGGAGCCGGACGAUGACUACAUUGGCAAAUUCAAGAGGAAAUGGAUCAUGUUCACGGUGUUCUUGGCUCUCACUCUGGCUCUGCUUGUCUCGUCCUUUGCACAGAUCCUAUGCUUGUAACUAGAAGUCUUCUUUUCUCUUCACUCAUUCAUGUAAGAGACAAACCACUGUACGCAAGAAUUAUGUCCAAGAAAAGAGGUUGAAAUUC